AUGAGAUGGUGCUGCAAUGCAAGAGGCUACUGGAAGUCUCCGAGCCCCAACACUGCCCAGUGCGUCCAGCCGUCCAUACUGCAACUCAGAAGCAAGAUUGCAGCUGGAAAAGGCGAAAAAUUGGGACCCAACCUACCCAACACCGUGGAACAAAUGAACGAGUUCAUGCGCCAGAGCGAACUCAAAGUGGGCGGGGACCUGCUGGCCAUUGUCGACCUCCUAGACACCGCUACCAAGAGAUUGGAGAGCGGCGACGUCCAAGUGGGAGACAUCAACUUCGAAAAUGCCGAGCGUGUUGGGAAGGAAACUGCCAAGACCGUGGAUAAGCUGCUUAGUCUUGAUAUACCUUGGAACGAAAUACCUGCGCAAACGCGAUACCGUUGUGCCACGACGCUCCUACAGACCUUGGAUGUUGCCGGAAUCAUCCUCAGCGCCAUCGAUCUCAAAGACAGCAGUCUCGCCUUCAAAAAUUUCAAGAUGAACAUCGUGUCCGGUACGACGGCCAACAUUGUGAACCAGACGGUGAUGCUUCCGAGGAGGAGCACCGUGUUUAACCUGACGCAGAGCACGGCGCAAAUCGGACUGGCACCCAACAGUGUCUCCAGCGAUGGGGACAGCACGGCGCUCGUCAUCGUUUUCACGGAGUUCCCGCGGCUGGACAAGCUCCUCUACGACGACGGAGACGAGCAAGACAUAGAACAGCUAAAGAAGGAACUCAACUCCCCCGUGAUCAGCAUUCGGAUAGGAAGUGAAUCCGAAGGACUCCAACUGAGCAGAAAUGUCGAGAUUACGCUGCCGAUGCUGAAGUCAGAGGCUGAAAAUCCAAUCUGCGUGUUCUGGGACACGCUCCUCAAUGAGUGGAGUCCAGAGGGCUGCGAGGUGGGAUCUCGGAAUGGCACGCACGUGAUCUGCCUGUGUCGACAUCUUUCCAACUUCGGAGUUCUCAUGGACUUGAACGGAGUCCUCGACGAAGCGCUGACAGGCACGUCCCUCAAGAUUAUCACCCUGGUCGGCUGCAGCGUGUCGGUCAUCUGCCUGGCCAUCUGCAUUGCGGUCUUCGGAUGCUUCAGGUCGCUGCGAAAUACCCGAACGUCCAUUCAUCUGAACCUGUGCAUCAGCCUCUUCAUAGCCGAAAUCGUCCUGAUGCUCGGUUUGGACCAGACGCAGGACAAGGUAGACAUCACGGAAGUCUGCAAAGACUUCUGUUUUGUAUUGUGCACUUUGCUCGUGCUCUGCGAAUUUGGCGGCGUGACCCUGCCGGGGGCCAAGUUUCUUGGGCGGCGCGCCUUGUCCGAGAAAGAGAAGUGCCAAUAA
Molecule: messenger RNA, 1314 nt
Organism: Ixodes scapularis (black-legged tick)
Lineage: Eukaryota; Metazoa; Arthropoda; Arachnida; Ixodida; Ixodidae
Product: adhesion G protein-coupled receptor L2-like
Exons: 8
Coding region: 1-1314 (437 amino acids)
Biological process (GO): adenylate cyclase-activating G protein-coupled receptor signaling pathway
Cellular component (GO): membrane
Molecular function (GO): G protein-coupled receptor activity
Source: RefSeq, a predicted model, not a curated record